GGAUUGCAACAAAGACAGGUUGAUUGGGAAACGCAUCAGACGGUAGAUGAGUAAUUUGUCUCCACGACUCAGCGCAAAUCCACCACACUCGCCGCAAGCCGCAGUCGCAACCGCAAACAGUUGAUUUUUCCGCCCCUCGCUUUUCACCACCAUACGCCAAUCGCCAAUAGAUAUCUCCUUCUCCCUCUGAAAGCCAUAACAAGCCAACCCAUCGAUCGCAAUCAUGCCGACCAUCACCGCCCCCGAUCAGAUCCCCGCCUCCCAAUUCGACUCCAUCCCCGAUGCAAUCCAAGCUUUCCAAAAGGGCGAAUUCGUCGUAGUCCUCGACGACCCCUCGCGCGAGAACGAAGCCGACAUCGUCAUCGCCGCCGAGUCUAUCACCACGCAACAAAUGGCCUUCAUGAUCCGGCACUCGUCCGGCCUAAUCUGCGCGCCCAUCCUGCCGCAGCGCACACUGGACCUGGACCUCCCCCAGAUGGUGUCGCACAACCAAGACCCCCGGGGCACCGCCUACACGCUCAGCGUCGACGCGGCACACCCGUCCGUCACAACAGGCAUCAGCGCCCACGACCGCGCGCUGGCGUGCCGCACGCUUGCCGACGAGUCCGCCACGGCGGCCAGUUUCCGGCGGCCGGGCCACGUGUUUCCCCUGCGGGCGGCGCCCGGCGGCGUGAGGCAGCGGAGAGGUCAUACCGAGGCGGCCAUCGAUUUGUGCCGGUUGGCGGGCAAGAAGCCGGCGGCCGUGAUUUGCGAGCUGGUGGACGAUGGCGCCGAGGUCCCCGGCCAGGCGCUGCGGGAGGAGCCGGGCAUGUUGAGGGGCCAAGCGUGCGUGGACUUCGCGAGGAAGUGGGGCCUUAAGGUGUGCACGAUUGCGGACAUGGUUGAGUAUUUGGAGAAGACCGAAGGGAAGGUCAAGAUGAAUGGCUCAUGAGGGGGAGGUCUAUGUCUUGAGUGAAGCGGUGCCACUGUUUGAUAUUCUGUGUAACAGGAAGGAAAUGGGCUGAGCCAGCCAUUGGUUCGGUCCGGUUCCAAGAAUCGGACAUCUUCGGGGAGCUUCU
Molecule: messenger RNA, 1058 nt
Organism: Parathielavia appendiculata
Lineage: Eukaryota; Fungi; Ascomycota; Sordariomycetes; Sordariales; Chaetomiaceae
Product: 3,4-dihydroxy-2-butanone 4-phosphate synthase
Exons: 3
Coding region: 224-931 (235 amino acids)
Biological process (GO): riboflavin biosynthetic process
Cellular component (GO): cytosol
Molecular function (GO): 3,4-dihydroxy-2-butanone-4-phosphate synthase activity
Source: RefSeq, a predicted model, not a curated record